AUGGGUCAGUCAAGUGGAGUGUGUAUUUCUCCUGGUGGCCGCUUCCCUGCAUUUUCAUCUGAAGGGAAGCCUCCUAGGAAAGUAUCCCGGGGACCCAAAGAUCUAGCACUCUGCAGGGUCUUCCGCCAAAGUACGUGUUGUGAUGUGGCUCAGACAUACCCUGCUUUACUAGCAGUAAGAAAGCUAGCUUCAUUUGGAGAAGGCAGUCAAGAAUGCUUGCAUCUGUGGGAAUUGUUGGAGUGCUCUAUUUGUGAUCCACGUGUUGGCAUUCAGCCUGGGCCACCUUUGAUUUGCGCCUCUUUCUGUGAUAUGGUUUUAGAGGCAUGCUCAAAUGCUUAUUUCUCUAUUGAUGCAAAAACUCAGGUUUUGUCUCCUUGUGGAUUAAGCAACAUUGUUUGUGGUAGAGCAAGUGAAUGGGCCUCUAAUGGUACAGAGCUCUGCCAACUUGCAGGUUUCUCUGUGCAAGUAGCCAGGGUUAGCUCGCAAGAUGUUGAUGAGCCUUUUUGCUAUGGUGGGAAAGCAAGCUUAGAAUCAAUUGCUGAUUCUUGGAGGAAUCUGAAAUCUAGUUCCCCUGGAAAGACCAAAAACUCUAGGGUACUCGAAGAUUUUCAGCAAUGGGUGGGGGAAAUGCCAAUUAGUGAAAUGGUCUCUUGGGCAGUUGGAGGAUUGGUGCUUACUGCAGGACUUCUAUUCAUAAGCAAAAGGAAGAGCUACAGCCAUCGCCAAAAGCAAGCGGCUAUUCUUCGCACUGCGAGAAAGUUAGAAGCAAGGAUCAACCAGCAGCCCCUUAAUAGACAGAGAUAGGGAGGUGAACCUGACCCGUCUAAGUGAAGUAGAAUUUCGAAGCGAGAAGAGAUCCGUUUGCAUGAUUGCUCGGGACUUGAGGAGUGCGCUAGUUCUUUUGAAGAUACUUUUAGUUAUUGGAGUUUUGGUCAGACUAGUUAGAGUAUUUUAUUUGAUUUAUGUUAAUAGUUAGCAAACAUUGACUUAUGUCACUAUGGAACUAUUGUAAAUCAUUUGGAUAAAUUCUUGAUUAAAUAAAUUUUUAAAAAUUAUUUUUGCUUU
Messenger RNA from Phoenix dactylifera (date palm), 1065 nucleotides. NCBI's taxonomy places the organism in Eukaryota, Viridiplantae, Streptophyta, Magnoliopsida, Arecales, Arecaceae. The record is from RefSeq and is a predicted model, not a curated record.